AUGCUCGCGCUCGGCGGCUGCGCCUUUGCCGACGAGGUCAUCUGGCCGACCGUCGCUGGCGAUGAAGCUAAAACGGGGGCAAAUGCUGCCCCAGCGCUAGGAACCAGCACCGCUGCUGGCUUGACUGUCACCCCCGGACAGGCGACCGGAACGCCCGUCGGCGCCCGCGUUGGGCAACUUCGCGGUGAUUUGGGACGGCUUCAGACAGCCAUGAACACCCGCUCUGCUGAGCUAGAGAGCAUCCGCUCCCAGACCAGCACCCAUGCCAGCGCCUAUCACGCAAGCAAGGCCGGGAUUGAAGCCAAACUGCAGGUUGGUACCACGCCAGGCAAUCCGAACCUUGUGUCCGCGUGGAACCAGACCCAGGCAGAGCUCGAUCAGAUGGCCCGCGACAUCAACAAUAUGACAGCGCUCUCGACAGCUAUCGCAGGUGACGCGUCAACGGCGACCUAUCUGCUGGAUACGAUCCAGGCAACCUUCGGGCUGUCUGGCGCGGUGGACGCUGACCAUGUUCAGCUCGAAACGCUUCAGGAUAACACCAAGCAGACGAUCGUUGUGAUCAACAGCCUGCUCACCGAAUUGCGGGAAGACACGGCACGGCAGACGACCUAUCUCGCCAAUGAGCGUGCAGCGCUGAAUACACUUUCCAAUGCGAUCAAACGCGGUCAGAUUUAUGGUGGUGGCCUUCCCGUGUCGCAGACACCAUCGGCAGCGCCAAGCCUUGCCGCUGCGCCGCGCGCCGCGGGCGAGGUUCCCGGCACACCACCGCUCGUGACCAUUCGUUUUGACCGCCCGGGCGUUGAAUAUGAGCGCUCGCUCUACACGGCCCUCUCCCCGGCACUUGAGCUUCGCCCAGGUGCUGAGUUCACAGUUCUUGCGGUUUCACCAGCGGGUGGGACAGCAGCAAAUGUUCAGCUGGCGCAAUCCCAGUCUCGCGAAAACGCAGAGCGGGUCUUUCGCUCUAUGAGCGACAUGGGCCUGCCCCCUGAUCGGGUUCAGCUGUCGGCAACAACCAGCGCUGGUGUGUCCUCCAACGAAGUGCGCAUCUACGUUCGCUAA
Molecule: messenger RNA, 1059 nt
Organism: Effrenium voratum
Lineage: Eukaryota; Dinophyceae; Suessiales; Symbiodiniaceae
Source: the annotation of a GenBank genome assembly